AUGGAGGCUACGAGGCGUAGCAGCCGAGGUCGCGAGUUAAAGCGCGUCGCGUUCGACGACGAGGAGCCGCUCAGCCCGCGCGCCGUUCCCGCUAGAUCCAAGCCGCGCCUAGCGCCCGCCGCGCGCGCGCACUCCGCCAGAAGCUCACAUGUCGCCGUGAUGAGCGGCGCGACUGGCGGUGCCGCCACGCCACCAUUGUCCGGGAUGACGACGGCAAAAGCAGCGCCAAAUCCGCCUUCAGUUGGAAUGGCGGCGGGAACCGCGGUGAUCGGAGCAGCAGAUCCUGUAAGCAGCGCCGCUGGCGCCGCAGCGGGCGGCGGAAUUAGCGGCGGAUUAGCGGUCGCCGCCGUUAGGUCAGGAAGGCGCCAGAAAACACGAGGAAGGUUCGUGGCAGCUGCUGUUACAGGAGGUCUGCCCGAGGGCGAAAUUCCUAAUAGCCAGCUGGCUAAUAACGAGGUGGCAACUAACGCCGCGCACAAUAUUACAAACUCUCAUGCAGCGGCCCUGGAGGCGCGUGAGGGGCCUCUGCAAGCAGACGACAGGAGGGGGGAGCACCUAAGGAUGGUUGAGGCGCCUCUAGAGCCAGCUUGUGCGGGACCGCUUCACCUGGUCGUUAGCGGGAUAGCGGGGAGGAAAAAGCGCGGAGCAGCAGAGGCGUGGGAAGCGCGGAUGCAGGGGGCAGGGGAGGGGGAAGAGGGGGAUGGGGAGGAGGAGGUGGUGGAGGUGGAUGGGGAAGAUGUGGGGGCGGGCGCUUUAGAAGAUCUGGAGAUGCGGAGGAGCGGUGGUGCAGGUGCGGGUGCUGACAGAGGAAUUGUGGAGAAUGGUGUUGGGAGCACAACUGGGGGGAAUGCUGAGAAUGCAGGUGCAGGUGCAGCUGAGAAUGCUACUGCAGGGGAUGUCAAGGGGAUGGGUGAAGGGGUUUUGGAUGCACCUCAAAAGGGAGCUGACACGGGUGUUGAAAAGGGAGAUGAUCAUAAGGGGACCGGUGAGGGGGUUGGUGCACUGUGUGUUGAGGGGAAGGAGAGGGAUGUGGCUGUGAGUGGGGGAGAAGAGAGCGGGGCAGGAUUGGCAGGAGAAGCAGCAGAGGCUGGGAGAGGGGCAGUAGAUGCACUGGCACUGGCAGCUGGAGAUGUUUCUGAUGUUGCCGUACAGGAUGUUGCCGUACAGGAUGUUGCCGUACAGGAUGUUGCCGUAGAUGAUAAGGGAAGUGGUGGGGGGUUUGGCGCACUGUGCGUGGAGAAGAAGGCAAGGGACGAGGGGCAGACUGGGGGAGAAGGCGAAGGGAAAGCGGUUGGCGGAGGGGAAAAUAUUGGGGCAGGGGAGGAGAUGGGAGGAGUGAGAGCAUUAAGCACGGUGGGGUUCACGGGGCAAGGGCAGGCGGUGGUGCUGGUGGAAGGCAGCCACAUACUGCUACGCAUUGACACCUCUUUCCAGGUACCAGAUUGCAGUGUGCUCCCUGUUCUUUCCCCUUUCUGCCCUGUCCAUCCUCCUUGUCCGUCCCCCUUUCUGCCCGCCUGUGUGACAGGGACACCCAGAGAGAGCUUCUUCUGCUCCCUGCACCACACCCACGACCACACCUCCCCACCGCAGCACACCCCAGCAGACCACACCUUUGUACAGCACACUCACUCAGACAACGCCGAGGGCAAUCAGAAAGAGGACAACGGCAAGUCGCAUGAGGGAGUUCUUGAAGCACCACGUGGCGGGCUGAGAUUGGUGGACUCCAGCGUGCCUCCCUUCCUUCCCAUCAGCCAGUUAGAGCAAGACUUCCUGCCACGUCAGCCUGAGCUCUUUGCAUCACAUUUGGCUCAUCUCCUUGAUGCCUUCGUCUCACGAAGGGGGCAGUUAGAGCAGGCCUGUGAGGCCCACAGCGCGCAUGUGCUUCAGCUGUACCACAACCCUGCACACACACGCGCCCUCCUCUACCUCACUGCUGCUUCCUGCCAUCUCUCCAUCCGCCUCACCUACGCUCUCUCUUCCUCCCUCCCCUCCCACGUCACUGUCAUGGCGUGGCCCUGCACCCCCCUCGCCCUCUCCCUUCUCCAAUCCAAACGAGCCACCGCUUCUGCUGUCAAUGCGUCCGAUGCCGCUGCCAGUGCUGCGGCUGCAGCAUCAGGGCCUUUGCCGCAACACUCCCACAAGCGGAAAGCAGGGGAAGGAGGGCCUGGGGGAGGAAGCGGCCCGCAUGCAAGGUCCCACAAGGCAAGCAAGUCGGGCAAGUCAGGCAGGGGGAGCAAGUCGCGGCGCAAGAAGGGGCAGCGGGCUCGAUGGUACCGUGCCAAGAGCUAUCGGGUGAACAACCAGGGGGGAGGGCAGGUUGUGCAGGGGGGAGCGGGGCAGGAGGGAGCAGCGCAGGGGGGUGAAGGGGAAGAAGGGGGAGAAGGGCAGGGGGAAGAAGGACAGGGGGUAGCAGAGCAGGGGGGAGCACCGCAGGGGGAGUGGGUUGAUGGUGGGGAUGCUUCUGUUGGAGAGGAGGUGGAUGAGCGGGUGCAAGGCACAGAGGUGGAUGAGCGGGUGCAAGGCACAGAGGUGGAUGAGCGGGUGCAAGGCACAGAGGUGGAGGGGGAGGUGAAGAGUGGGGAGGAGGGGGAGGGGCUGACAAGUGCGGAGGGGGAGCAGGAGGGGAGGGUUGAGUUGACUCGAGGGGCAGUGGAGGCAAAAGUUGUUAUUGAGGCGCCUAAGAAAUCGUCUCACGAGGUAGCAGAGGCGGAGGUUGUGGAAGGGGAGGGAAUGAGCGGGAAGAGUGUUCUGAUGGAGGAAGUCGGGGUGCGAGAGAUGGAUGUGGGAGGACUAGGAGGAGAGGGGGAAGAAAGAGUGGAUGAGCGAAACGGAGGGGAGGGUGAGGAGGGCAGAUGUGGAGGAGGAGGGGCUGUGUUGGUGGUUGGGGAAGCAGCAGCAGAUGAAACGAUGAUGGCAGCAGCGGCAGGGGUUCUGACCGCUGAAAGGCAACUGGAGCCACCGCCCUUGUCCGCGGCACCAACAUCAACACCACGAGCGACAGCCAAAUCAGCAGCAGCAACAACAGCAGGAGCUGUGAUUGCACCUGGAGGGCUCAAGGAGGAGAGAGUGAUGAGGGACGAGGCAGGAGUUGCAGAGAUAGGGAGCGAGGAGGGUGCUGGCUUGGCAGCUGAUACUGCUGUUGAGACUGCUAGUCAUGCUGCUGCUGCUGGUGCUAUCAGAUUGGAAGGGCUCAAGGAGGAGGGAAUGAUGAAGGAAGAGGCAGGAGUUGCAGAGAUAGGGAGCAAGGAGAGUGCUGGUUUGGCAGCUGAUACUGCUGUUGACACUGGUGUUACUGCUGCCGGUGAUAAUGCUGCAGCUGGUGUGGGUCACUCACGUGGGACAGAGCAGCAAAAGGGGCAGCACCGAAGCAUGGCUUUUGAGGAUACAGGGAGAGGAGGGCAGGAGGAAGGGAGGACGGGAGAGCAGGAUGCAGCUGCGGCAGAAAAUAUGGUAGGUGUAGUUGGAGAAGCUUGUAUGGGGGACAAGAUGGUAGCGGAGGGUGUUGAGGGUGCAAGGUCUGUCAAAGGGGAGGGAAGGGAGGAAAGGGUGGUGGAGGGUGUGAGUGGGCUGGAGGGUGGGCGAGGAGGGGUGGGAAUGGAAGGAGGUAAGGGCAUGAAUGGUAUGGAGGGAAAGGAUGACAUUGGUAUGGAGGGAAAGGAUGGUAGUAUGGCACUGGGCAUGGGUGUGGAUGGUGACAGGACGCACAUGGCAUGGGAAGGAGGGGGGACGGAGGAGAAGAGGAAGAUAAAAGAUGAGGCGGGGCAGGCAGAGGUGGGGCAGGCAGAGGUGGGGCAGGCAGAGGUGGGGCAGGCAGAGGAGGAGAGGAGGAAGGGGGACGAGAGGACUGAGGGGUGCAGCAGAGGCGGGGGUGGGAAGGCGAAGGAGGCACCGGCAGCAGCAAGAGGUGUGGCAGUAGCUGUAGCUUCAGAAUCUGAACUGGCAGUCCCAGCAGCAGCAGCUGCAGCGGCAGAAGCUGCUGCAGUGGCAGGAGUGGGCAUAGACUGCACAGGAGGCACAGAAGAUGCACAAGGGACGGAAAGGGCAGAAGGCGAAGAGAGAGCAGAAGAGGGCUCGCGGACAAGCAUGGGGAGGGAAGAUGGGCGCAUGGCAGAUGAGGCAAAUGUGGCUGUGAAUGUAGCGGAUGUUACUGGGGGGAAAGAGGGUGCUGCUGCCAUGCAUGCUCCAUGUGGGGGCGAUGGCAUGCAUACAAGCAUGGAAGGCGUGGACAUGCAUGCACGCUUGGAAGGCGCAGCUACGGGUGGUGACAGGGAGACGCGUGAGGAGACGCGUGAGGAGACGCGUGAGGAGACGCGUGAGGAGACGCGUGAGGAGACGCGUGAGGAGACGCGUGAGGAGACGCGUGAGGAGACGCGUGAGGAGACGCGUGAGGAGACGCGUGAGGAGACGCGUGAGGAGACGCGUGAGGAGACGCGUGAGGAGACGCGUGAGGAGACGCGUGAGGAGACGCGUGAGGAGACGCGUGAGGAGACGCGUGAGGAGACGCGUGAGGAGACGCGUGAGGAGACGCGUGAGGAGACGCGUGAGGAGACGCGUGAGGAGACGCGUGAGGAGACGCGUGAGGAGACGCGUGAGGAGACGCGUGAGGAGACGCGUGAGGAGACGCGUGAGGAGACGCGUGAGGAGACGCGUGAGGAGACGCGUGAGGAGACGCGUGAGGAGACGCGUGAGGAGACGCGUGAGGAGACGCGUGAGGAGACGCGUGAGGAGACGCGUGAGGAGACGCGUGAGGAGACGCGUGAGGAGACGCGUGAGGAGACGCGUGAGGAGACGCGUGAGGAGACGCGUGAGGAGACGCGUGAGGAGACGCGUGAGGAGACGCGUGAGGAGACGCGUGAGGAGACGCGUGAGGAGACGCGUGAGGAGACGCGUGAGGAGACGCGUGAGGAGACGCGAGUACGCUGUGAGGAGACGCGUGAGGAGACGCGUGAGGAGACGCGUGAGGAGACGCGUGAGGAGACGCGUGAGGAGACGCGUGAGGAGACGCGUGAGGAGACGCGUGAGGAGACGCGUGAGGAGACGCGUGAGGAGACGCGUGAGGAGACGCGUGAGGAGACGCGUGAGGAGACGCGUGAGGAGACGCGUGAGGAGACGCGUGAGGAGACGCGUGAGGAGACGCGUGAGGAGACGCGUGAGGAGACGCGUGAGGAGACGCGUGAGGAGACGCGUGAGGAGACGCGUGAGGAGACGCGUGAGGAGACGCGUGAGGAGACGCGUGAGGAGACGCGUGAGGAGACGCGUGAGGAGACGCGUGAGGAGACGCGUGAGGAGACGCGUGAGGAGACGCGUGAGGAGACGCGUGAGGAGACGCGUGAGGAGACGCGUGAGGAGACGCGUGAGGAGACGCGUGAGGAGACGCGUGAGGAGACGCGUGAGGCGACGCGUGAGGAGACGCGUGAGGAGACGCGUGAGGAGACGCGUGAGGAGACGGUGAGGAGACGAGUGAGGAGACGCGUGAGGAGACGCCGUGAGGAGACGCGUGAGGAGACGCGUGAGGAGACGCACGCGUUUGAGGAGACGCGUGAGGAGACGCGUGAGGAGACGCGUGAGGAGACGCGUGAGGAGACGCGUGAGGAGACGCGUGAGGAGACGCGUGAGGAGACGCGUGAGGAGACGCGUGAGGAGACGCGUGAGGAGACGCGUGAGGAGACGCGUGAGGAGACGCGUGAGGAGACGCGUGAGGAGACGCGUGAGGAGACGCGUGAGGAGACGCGUGAGGAGACGCGUGAGGAGACGCGUGAGGAGACGCGUGAGGAGACGCGUGAGGAGACGCGUGAGGAGACGCGUGAGGAGACGCGUGAGGAGACGCGUGAGGAGACGCGUGAGGAGACGCGUGAGGAGACGCGUGAGGAGACGCGUGAGGAGACGCGUGAGGAGACGCGUGAGGAGACGCGUGAGGAGACGCGUGAGGAGACGCGUGAGGAGACGCGUGAGGAGACGCGUGAGGAGACGCGUGAGGAGACGCGUGAGGAGACGCGUGAGGAGACGCGUGAGGAGACGCGUGAGGAGACGCGUGAGGAGACGCGUGAGGAGACGCGUGAGGAGACGCGUGAGGAGACGCGUGAGGAGACGCGUGAGGAGACGCGUGAGGAGACGCGUGAGGAGACGCGUGAGGAGACGCGUGAGGAGACGCGUGAGGAGACGCGUGAGGAGACGCGUGAGGAGACGCGUGAGGAGACGCGUGAGGAGACGCGUGAGGAGACGCGUGAGGAGACGCGUGAGGAGACGCGUGAGGAGACGCGUGAGGAGACGCGUGAGGAGACGCGUGAGGAGACGCGUGAGGAGACGCGUGAGGAGACGCGUGAGGAGACGCGUGAGGAGACGCGUGAGGAGACGCGUGAGGAGACGCGUGAGGAGACGCGUGAGGAGACGCGUGAGGAGACGCGUGAGGAGACGCGUGAGGAGACGCGUGAGGAGACGCGUGAGGAGACGCGUGAGGAGACGCGUGAGGAGACGCGUGAGGAGACGCGUGAGGAGACGCGUGAGGAGACGCGUGAGGAGACGCGUGAGGAGACGCGUGAGGAGACGCGUGAGGAGACGCGUGAGGAGACGCGUGAGGAGACGCGUGAGGAGACGCGUGAGGAGACGCGUGAGGAGACGCGUGAGGAGACGCGUGAGGAGACGCGUGAGGAGACGCGUGAGGAGACGCGUGAGGAGACGCGUGAGGAGACGCGUGAGGAGACGCGUGAGGAGACGCGUGAGGAGACGCGUGAGGAGACGCGUGAGGAGACGCGUGAGGAGACGCGUGAGGAGACGCGUGAGGAGACGCGUGAGGAGACGCGUGAGGAGACGCGUGAGGAGACGCGUGAGGAGACGCGUGAGGAGACGCGUGAGGAGACGCGUGAGGAGACGCGUGAGGAGACGCGUGAGGAGACGCGUGAGGAGACGCGUGAGGAGACGCGUGAGGAGACGCGUGAGGAGACGCGUGAGGAGACGCGUGAGGAGACGCGUGAGGAGACGCGUGAGGAGACGCGUGAGGAGACGCGUGAAACAGUGGAGGAACGGCAUGGGAAGGGAAAAGAGUCACAGGGGUUCGGUAGCGAGGGGAUGGACGCCAAAGGUUGCAUGCUUGCAGCAGCACACACAGGAGAGGGCAGGAAGGACGAGGUGGAUCUGUUUCCUCCCGAGGCAGCAGCAGGUGCAGUGGGUACGGCUGGGGGGACGGCUGGGGGGACGGCUGGGGGGACAGCGGCAGCAAAUGAAGUAGCAGCACGCACAACGGAAGGCAGGGAGGAGGUUGACUUGUUUCCUCCAGAGGCAGCAGCAGGUGCAGUGGGGACGGAUGGGGGGACGGCUGCAGCAGAUGAAGUAGCAGCACACGCAGGGGAAGGUAGGGGGGAGGUGGACUUGUUUCCUCCCGAGGCCGACUGGUUGCCUGCUGACGGCCUUGCUGCCGCUCCAAUGGAGGAGCUGUGCUCUCAGCAUGCGCUGCAGCCAUACACGCCCUCCACGGCUCCUCCAAUGGAGGGGCUGCGCUCGCAGCAUGCGCUGCAGCCAUACACGCCCGUUCGCCUGCUGGCUGCUGAAGCGAUUCUUUGCCAGAAGGCGCUUCCCCUGGGUAAGACCUCCUCUCCCUGCGCCUCCCUCUCCUCAGCACGCACUCUGCAGCUCGACACGCCCGCUUCCCCUGGUUCCCUUGCUACUGCUUCUCUUGCCCCUGCUGCUGCUGCUGCUGCCUCUGCUGCCGCUGCUGCACCCACCCCUCCAAUACCCCGUCCCCCCUCCCACACUCGCUCUCGCCUCGCCACUCGCCCCACCACUAGACUCAGCAACCUGCUUGCUGCCACUGCCACCACGCCUAUCCCCCUUCCUGCUGCUGCCACCACUCCUACCGCUGUGGCUGCUGCUGCUGCUGCAACGCCAAACCAACUUGCUGCUAAUGACACAUCCCCGCCCUCUGCUGCUGCCCCGCCAGUAAGCAGUAUGCAGCAACUGCCUCACCCACGCUCGGGGGAAGCAGGGGGAGCAGGUGCAGCAGGAGCAGCAGGGGGGGCAGGAGGAGAAGGGGGGGCAGGGGGGGCAGGGGGAGCAGGGGGAGGAGGGGUAGCAGGGGUGGCAGGGACCCGAGUGAGUGUGAGGCUGCAAAAGAAGAUGCUGGCUCUGGCUGCUAUAGAUGCCCCUGCACCCGCACCUGCACCUGCUGCUGCUGCUGCUGCUGCUGCUUUGCCCGUCCCUGUCCGUGCCCCGCUUGCCACUACUGUUGGUCCUCCUGCUGCUACUGCUGCUCCUCUUCCUGCUGCUGCUGCUACUGCUGCUCCUCCUGCUGCUAUUGCUGCCACUACUGCUGCUCCUCCUGCUACUCCUUCUGCUGCCACUGCUCCUCCUCCUGCCAGUAUUGCUGCUCCUCCUGCUGCUUCCCCAGCUGCUACUGCUGCCCCUCUUGCUGCUUCUCCUGCUGCUAUUGCUACUACUGCUGCUCCUCCUGCUGCUACCCCUGCCAAUACCCAUCAGCAGGGAGCGGCAGCAGCGCUCACCCCAUUGCAGUCUCCUCAUCCGCAGCCGUCCUCAUUCAACCCAGCUUCACUCAAUGCUUCUGCACCAGUCAAACCCGCUCUUUCUGCUACCAGCCCAGCCAAUGCGUAUCAGCAGCAAGCAGCAGCAGCACUCUCCCCAUUGCAAUCCCAUCAGCAGCCCUCCAGGUUCAACUCAGCACUCCCCACAUCUCAGCCUCGCACAACCACUCCUCCACUCCAUGUGCUUGCGCCAUUCAACCCUGCACCAGUCAACCCUGCACCAGUCAACCCUGCACCAGUCAACCCUGCACCAGUCAACCCUGCACCAGUCAACCCUGCACCAGUCAACCCUGCACCAGUCAACCCUGCACCAGUCAACCCUGCACCAGUCAACCCUGCGCCAUUCAACCCUGCGCCAUUCAACCCUGCACCAGUCAACCCUGCGCCAGUCAACCCUGCACCAGUCAACCCUGCACCAGUCAACCCUGCACCAGUCAACCCUGCACCAGUCAACCCUGCACCAGUCAACCCUGCACCAUUCCGCCCCCUCUCCCGCAUCACCAAUCCUCCCUCGCCUUCUUCCCUCGUCCCUCUCAGCCCUCCUCCCUCCUCGCGUCUGCGCCUCCUCUUUCCCUCUCAUCCUCUUUCUCUCCCACCACCACUAACUGUGCCUCUCAUCCCCCUCCCGCCUCCAUACACCAGCCUCUCUCAUCUCAGACUCCGCACCUCCGCUCACUCCUUCUCCAAGCACCUGUACCUGCUUCCACCGCUCCCAACACCACUCACAGAACCACCACUGCUCCCACCCAACAGCAACAGCCGCAGCAGCCGAGCCUCCCAGCCACCGUCACUGCUCAGCCCCUCAACAAACCCCGCCGUCUCUGCCUCACCUGCUCCUCCUGCUGCAAUAUCCCCCAUCACCAGUCCGAGUACCACUCGCAGCGCCAUCUCUAGCACCGCCUCUACUCCCACCCAACAGCAGCAGCAGCAGCAGCAGCAGCAGCAGCAGCUGGGCCUGUCCCAACCUCAAGGUCUCUCUGUCUCCGCUUCACCCCAUGCCCGCCUCUCUGCUCUGCGGCCCCAAGUAAGUUCAGUGUCUGCCGCCUCUCAUUCCAUACCGGCAGCAGGGCAAGGUGCUUUUCAGAACUCUCAUGGUCUCCCUGCCAUGCCUGCAGCCCCGCCUUUCAGGUCAACUGCAUUUAAGGCGCCUCAAGUAAAUGCAGCAUCUGCUGCCCCUGCUUACAGCCCGGCAGUAGGGCAGGGUGCUUUUCAGAACUCUCAUAGUAGUCACCCAGCCAUGCCUGCAGCCCAGACUUUCAGGUCAACUGCACCGCACCUGAAAGGCUCAGGUGCUGCCCUGCCCCUUAACUUGCCCCUUCACCUGCCCCUUCACCUGCCCUUUCCUCUGCAUUCAACCGUGCUGCCAGGGUCACGCAUUCCCAGCCGCUCCCUUCAGUCUCAGUUCCCCAGGUGUUGCCCACACAAUCAAUCCCCCCACUACUCGCACCAUCUCCUGCAGCGGACACAUUCGGUGGCGGUGGUUUCUGUGAGUCACGUCACGAAGCUUCAGCAGAAGCAGAGGCGGCGAGGGGGUUCUCACUCUCACUCACUGGAUAUGCUGCUGCUGCCGCUCCUGCACUGCCCGCUGUAG
Messenger RNA from Closterium sp. Naga37s-1, 10122 nucleotides. Lineage: Eukaryota; Viridiplantae; Streptophyta; Zygnematophyceae; Desmidiales; Closteriaceae. The record is from the annotation of a GenBank genome assembly.